AUGAGCAGCCGUAUCCAGAAGAUGUCCACGUCGGAGCUGAAGCUGCGUCGGCUCUCAGAACAUAAUCAGCGUCUGAGGGAGGACCUGGCGAGACCGCGUAUUCGAGUGAGCGAAGCUAGUGUGAGCUUGAUUCGUUAUUGUAAAUCGACGAAAGACCAUCUCGUGCCAUCUGUAUGGGGACCAGUCAGCAAGGCGGAGGACCCCUUCGGAGCGCCUACAUCGCAGGGGUGCCAGUGCCUUGUCAUGUAG
Messenger RNA from Sparassis crispa, 249 nucleotides. RefSeq names its product Guanine nucleotide-binding protein subunit gamma. Lineage: Eukaryota; Fungi; Basidiomycota; Agaricomycetes; Polyporales; Sparassidaceae. The transcript has 3 exons. The coding region runs from base 1 to 249 and encodes 82 amino acids. Gene Ontology annotation, molecular function: G-protein beta-subunit binding. The record is from RefSeq and is a predicted model, not a curated record. Gene Ontology annotation, cellular component: heterotrimeric G-protein complex. Gene Ontology annotation, biological process: G protein-coupled receptor signaling pathway.